AUGGCAUGGCGCUCGCUCGACCCCAUCACCACCACUCCCGCCAUGGCCAGGUCUGCACAACUCGAGUCGAACCUUGACGCGCCAUUGCCAAGGCCCGUCUUACAUGUGUACACAGCACAUCCACGGCUAGGCACUUCUAGCGGCCCUGCAUGCACAACGAAUCGCCAGUCUGCCGCUCUCGCUCUCGGCCCAAGCGCUGAUCCCCGUUUACAAAAAGCCCAUCCAACCACCCUGGCCAUCAAAUUGGCUGUUCUCGACACCUGGCAAAUGCAGCCGAACAGGACGAUGAGGCUACGUCUCGUGCCGCCGCGAACUCAUCUUGACCUCCCACUCAUACUUACUCCAGCCCCUCUGACACUGACAUGGCCAUGGACAUGGACAUGGACAUGGACCCCCGCCUGUCGCUGUCGUCAAGUCAACCCACGCACCGGCGAACGGCACGCCACCAUUGGUCCUCCAACGCCCAAAAGCCGCCAAAUUUGCCCAUCGUACUUGAGAUUUGCCCUGAUUCAGGUCCCCGCACAGGAGCGGGUGGAGUGGGAAAAUUGCUGCAAAAAUCUCGUCUGA
Bipolaris oryzae ATCC 44560 is the source of this 567-nucleotide messenger RNA. RefSeq lists its product as uncharacterized. Lineage: Eukaryota; Fungi; Ascomycota; Dothideomycetes; Pleosporales; Pleosporaceae. The transcript has a single exon. The record is from RefSeq and is a predicted model, not a curated record. Bases 1 to 567 code for a protein of 188 amino acids.